This is a messenger RNA of Gigantopelta aegis, 7095 nucleotides long. RefSeq lists its product as uncharacterized. The record is from RefSeq and is a predicted model, not a curated record. The coding region runs from base 374 to 1948 and encodes 524 amino acids. The transcript has 13 exons. NCBI's taxonomy places the organism in Eukaryota, Metazoa, Mollusca, Gastropoda, Neomphalida, Peltospiridae.
AACACCUAACAUUUAAACUUUGGAAUACAGGCGGAAGAAAGCAUGACCGAACUAUUGAAUAUAGUUAUCCAAUCAUUACUGAUUUUGCGAACUCGCAAUUUCACGGUGACAAGCAUACUUAGUGACAAUCAUUUCUUAACGGGAUUCUAAUGUGACAGUGGACAUACCGUGCAGACUCAAUCGGCGUAGGCUAUUUGCAUUUCUUUAUUACUUGCGUUAUCAGCUGAAGAACGACAUAAAGAAUACACACAACUUUGAAAUGAGGCAAUGUCGUAUGAGCUUCUUAAUUGUUUUUGUACGUGGUGAAUAUAAGUGACUCAGUCCUACAUGUAUUUGAUGAGCAGCAGUGGGCUGCUGUCUGCCUGUCUGUAAGAUGUUCACGCCUAUCCACCCGGGUCCCCGCGGAGGCUGUCUGCCAAUGACGCACAACAUGCCAUUCAUCACAGCCAGCAUGCCAACACGCAGUCGGGUGAAAAACAUGACAGGAAUCUAUCUAGGACUGGAAGGUAAUAUUCAACCUCCCCAUCAGCGAAUGGUGCCCCCACUGGCCCGAGCGAGGGGCAUGUCAUCACGUAUACGCACACCUUCAGAGGACAGGAGAUAUAAAAUGGUAGAAUUACUCAGAAUAAAAGAAGAAAGUAAAGGUUUUUCAGGACAAACAGUGAGAAAGAGACCUGUAACUAGUGCCCGCCCUGACACAGCAGGAAGAAGGAAGUGGGGACCAGCCAAACGUCUUGACACUUCCAAUGUUGAUGACUUAAUCAAAACCAAUCCGAGAAAGUACACCCCUAUUGCUAACAGUGGUGUGACUCGGUCGGAGAACCUCACUGGAUGGAUGAGUUUCUACCCAGACGCGCACGUCGUCAUGAGAGAAGUCCCGCUCGGUAAGCCAGAGCCCUGUGUUCAAGACUCCAUGGAUCAUUUCGCUCAGGAUCUCUCAGGACUGGAGCAGUGUUACAAGAAAAUAUGCACAGGCAAUGCUGAAACUGUACAUAGUCUGCUGCCCAAUCGACAACGCACAACUAGCCUAGCGUCACAGCAGUCGGCUUCCAAGCGGGAAAACACAGCAGCAUUUAGUACCGGAUUCAGUGUCAGGAGCUAUAGAAAUCCAAAUCAAGCUGAAAUCCUAGCUGAUUUUCCAGUUCAUCAUAACACAGGCCGGCCAAAGACAGUUCCAAUACACCGGCCACAUUUCAAACAGCUGUAUUGUUCCCAGUUUUAUAAUCAAACCCGUCUCGUUGCUCCAAAAAGUUGUCAUACCAGGAAGCAAACACCUGUAUCGUUUGAAGAACCACUUGACGUUCAGCAGAGAUCUACCCCAGGCCCAGUGUCAGGUGGUUUAAACAAGGGACAGUUACACAACAGUCUUGCCAGCUCUCCGGAAAAGCAAACACUGCUUUCGAGAACUAAGACAUUUCAUGCUGUUGAUGACACACAACAGUUACAGAUAUCCAUGCCAUUUGCCACGAGUGUAACACUGACAGAUGACGAUACGAAGGUCAGUGUUGAUUUGAUGCCUGGACCUGACACCGAUCAUUCUGCCCGCUCCAACAUCACAUCCAAGAUGGCUACCUUAGGCAAGAGUGUUGAGCUGUGUUGUGAUGAGGACUUUGUGCUGGGUUCCAUGAAGACCUCCACCAGUGCCGCCGAUAUCAAGAUUGGUCUGGAGAACGAGGAUGGUACUGGGGACACUGUAGAGAUUGAUGUGGCCGAUGAAGAUACAGCAGUCAAUGAAAUUCCUAGAGGAAAUGUUAGAAAGGCAUCUAUAGUAGAUAAACUUGUGAAAAGUAAAGAAUCUGAAGCUAAAGUUGCCAUGGUUAAGGAAACAGCUGAACAACGUCAAAAAGCUUUUGAAAAGCUUUUAAAUGAACAUGCUGAAAUUGUUCAAGAAAUCAGUCGAACUGCAAGUUCCGAAAACCUGCUAGAACAGGAUAAAAGAGACCACUGACAAUGGCAGAGCAUAUGUCACGAUAUUGUGUCUGUUUGAAGUGUUUACAUUCAUAAACAUUUAUUGGGUAUGCGGAAUGUAUGUAAACAUGACAAGUGCAUAUUUGACAAUAUUCUGUCCGUUUUAAAGUGUGUACACAUAUGGGUAUAUAGACAUAGACGUGUAUUUGACUUUGUACGUGCCAGUUGAAUAUAACCUGUAUAUACUAGUAGUAUGUGAAAUAAAUGUUUUUUUUUAUAUGCAAAUGCAUAUCGACAUAUUGACUUGAGAAGAACACAUAUCUACAGCACAAGUGAAAGAUGGUUCCACUACACAUUUUGUUCUGAGAAAAGUUAUACCACAGAUUGGUUGGAUGAAAAUGUAUUGGUUGGUUAAGUUUUGCUCCUGUGAUAUAGCAUUGGUUAUGCAUUACUUUGGAUGUGGAUUGUAUCGUUUGCAGGAAUACAUGUAUCUGUAUAUACCAAAACACUAAUCAAAGAAAAAACAAUUUCUUUUAUUUGAAAUUUUUUGUCUGGUUUUCCUUUGCAAUAUACACAGUAAAUUCAAAUAUGAAGGGAUUCAGAUAACACAUUUGUUUGGUCCUAAAAUUGUCUUACAAUUUAUUCUUUGUACUUUCAGUUUUGGCUUAUUUGACCCCAAGAAAUAUGUUAAUCCAAUCGAUUCUCAUUUUGACAGUUUGUUGUAUGUCAGGUUGAAGUUGUGAUGUUUUGGUAUAUCAGUUUGAAUUACCGUAUACUUGACUGUAUACCUCUACCCGAUACUUGAAUAUUCCUGCUAAAUGCAUGAAAACAUCAGUUAAGUUGGACAGUAUUGCAAAUAAUCAAAUAAUAUCUUCUCCUUUUUUGUAUUGGAACUUUAUUUUUACAGCUUUUUUAAAUGUUGAAAGGUGGCAUUGUCCAGAAUAAUAAUGUCCAUGUGGGUUUUUUUUAAAGUGUGAUAAUGAAUCUUCUGUUCAUUUUUGUCCUUGAGAGUUGGACAAAUUAUUCAUUUUUUGCUUGUCUACUCUGACCAUUGACUUCACAUAUUAACCUUUCCCUCAGCAGAUACGUCAUAUGAUUUUAGAGAGUGUUUGGUGUUGAUUUUUUUCAUUGUUAAGAGAUCUCCACCAUUACAUUUGCUACAUGCAUGGGACAGACUAGCUUUAUUGAAAGCAAACAAAUGAUGCAGAAGUGGGUUGGAUGUCAAUGCAGUUUGUCAGGAAUGGAGAAUUCUGAGUAAUUUUGACAGAGACAAAAGCUAAGAAGAAAGAAUUCAUGGAUUCAUAUGAGACUGACUAAACAAGAAGAUAUGAUGAACCGAGAUGUCUUAAAGUUUAGAUCUGAAAUUGGAAAAACAUUCUUGCAAUAACAAUAAUGGCCUAUUCUUGCAUAAUAAGUAGAAUAUUUGUUUUUCAAAACAGAAAUUGACCAAAAUUGUAAUGAUCAUAAGGAGUGUGCAUUAAGUUACACGGUCAUAUUACACUUUGUGAAAUGGAACUUUACAUUAAGCAUCCCUGGCCGAAUUUACAAAGUCUGUUUAUGUCGUAUAUGUGUGUAACUACAUACAUUUAUAGUGCUUAAACACCUGCGUAUAAGAAAAACAGGGUUCGUAAAUUCGUUUUCCAUUGGAUUUGCAUGUGUGUUUUCACUUUUAAUUUAUUCCAAGAAAUAAUUACUGAUUUGAUGGUGACCAUUUUCCUUCAGAAACAAACUUUUAUUGUAAUACAUCAUUAAAUGUAGGGGUUUUCACUUACCACAGUGAAUCACUUUAAUAUUUUGUCAUUAUACUUUGCUGACUACAUUUAAAUACAGUUUGCCUUGUUUUAAUUUUUCUUGCUCAUUUGUUACUUGACUUGAAUGCUGUUGGCUCAUUGUGGAUCCGUUUUUGUGUAUAUAAAUCUGAUACAUUCUGGUGGUGGUUUCACUUUCUGGUGGUGAUUUCACAUUCUGGUGGUGAUUUCACAUUCUGGUGGUGAUUUCACUCUGCCAUUGCAUUUGAAGCAUGUGUCUGUAUAUCAGUAUUUAUUAUCAGUUUACUAUUAUGGUGUGUUUUGUUGGCAUCAUAUAUAUUUUACUUCAUCUCUUGUUGCAAGGGUUAAGUUAUAUUUGAGUAUGUUUAAUGUAUUUAAUCUUCUUCAGACAUUUGUUCCUUUGCAGGAGGACAUCACUCUUUGCUCUCUUUUAUUGCUUUGUUUGUUUUCGUUCAAAUUGUUUUGAGAAUUUCUUCCAUUUCAGGUUUAGUCUUUGAUGGGAAUAUCAGUCUGUAGGCCUACAUUGUAGCUGGUUUUUGUGAUAUAUUCUUGCACACUAAACAUGAUUAUUAAACUGUAUUUUGUCCUUAAACCAGGUGGCAGUCAAUUCCCCACUUAAAUAUUUUUAUUUUCAAUUUUAAAAGUUACCAGUGGUACCGUAAUACAUUGUACAUGUUGGUGGCAUCCAUUUAGAUAAUAUUGGUUAUGGUCUUUUGAAUAAUCAUGCUGCCAAUGACAAUUUUUCAAGUCUUUGCCAUUAUAUUUGCUAACUUUAAUACAAUGCUUUUUAUUUAAAGAAUGCAGGACAUACCUUUUACUUGCUUAAAAAUUAUUAGAAGUUAAUAUUUAAAUGCAAAUAAUAGUAACUUUUUCCCUUUGCACAUUAUAUGCACAUAUUUGUUGGUAACAAUUUAAGUCAUUGUUUAAAAAUGUCAUUUUUUGUGACUUCAGAAGUCAGGCUUCAUGCUUAUCAAAGUUUUAAAGUCUAGAUUCAAGUCGUUAAUAACAUAACAUUUUAACAUCAUGGCAAUGCAUACAAAUUGCUUGGGUGUUUGAGGGCUGUUUUCAAGGCAAUAGCUUAUCUUCAGAGUAAGGCCCCCACCACCCCCACUUCCGAUACCUAUAGUUCGUCCCAUCAUUCUAUUAAAAUGUUUUUUUAAUAAAUAAUUGCAGUUUGGUUUGACAUAAGAAGAAAAGUAAAAGUGUUUUGGAAAUAACAAAUAAAUACUAUUUGUGUGUGCAAUUUACAAAUCAGUCGGCUCAUAAGUAAAUAAAUUCUAGUUAAUUCCAUAGUAUGAAAAAAGGUGUUCCCUGUGGGACAGACUAUAGGUAGUUUGAUUCUUUCUUCGAAUUUUUAAUAUCAGGCCCAGAUGUUUUGAGCCACAUAAAAUAGGUUAAUUGUGCUUUUGUUUUGGUAUAACAUGGACCAAAAAUACUGUUGACCUUUAAUUUGGGUUAAACUAAGUUAACCAUACAUGGGAUAUAUCUAUUCCAUUUCAUAUUUUUAAACUUUUGGUUACUGCAGUAUGCAGUGUAUUAAUAAUAAUAAUAAUAAUAAUAAUAAUAAUAAAAUCUUUAUAUAUAGAAGGUAACUCAGUUAGUUCUAGACUAUUUUCCCCUGAGGCCUUCUUACUAAUUAUAACAAUAAUAAUAACAAUAAUCAUAUUAAUUAUUAAACAUAAAAACUAACAAAACCAUACAUGUAUGUACAAUAUAUACAACCAUAAAAGAUAUUAAGACAUAAUUAUGUAGAAGAGCAAUCAUGCUUCUAAGAAGUGUUUGUAACAUUUGUUCUUAAAUAUAUUUAAACUAGUAUAUUUUUUAACAUCAUUAGGUAAACUCUUCCAGAUACCAACUCCAGAAAAUUGAAAGCUUUUCUUGUAGUGCUCUAUUUUUGGUCAGGGAGCUAACGUAUUUCCAUCAUCAAUGGAGCGAAGUUCAUAAAUUGAUGAUAUUGGAUUGAACAGGUCUCUGAGGUACUGAGGAGGAAGUCCGUUUAGUGUUUUAUAUACAAGAAUGGCUUUUUGAUAUUCAACUCUUCUGUUUAUUUUUUGCCACAUUAGUUCAUGAAAAAGUAAAUCAGUUGGAUCAUCAGGUGAUUUGUCAAAAAUAAUACGUGCUGUUCAUUUUUUAAAUUUAUUUAUUCUUUCUAAGUCUAAUUUAGAGCAAUUUCCCCAUAUGGUCAAGCAGUAAUCGAAUAAUGGUUGAAUAUAAGCAUUAAAAUAGAAUAAUGGUUGAAUAUAAGCAUUAAAGAGAAUUGAUAACCAGUUAUGACCUAAGUGCACAACUUGACCAGUUGGUAUAUUACAAAAAUUCUAAAAUAGUUUUCGAGUAAUAAAUUCACAGCAGACAUACAUGUAAAAUGCAAACCUAACUUAUCGCAUUAAUAUAGACAAAAACAAAAGAGAGAAAAAUGUAAAAUAAAGUAUGUUUUAAUUUAGCUGAAAAAGGACAGUGAUUUUACUUUUGAUGUGUGAGAGAGCCUUUGAAUUUAAAAUGAUAAAACAGAAGGCUGGUUCACUUCUUGUUGGUCAUCAUUCAACUGUAUUGAAUAUUUUUGUCUGAAAUCAAAGAUUGGUUGAUUUUGUGGUUAACUACAUCCUUUGGCAUUAUUUCAUGAUGUUUAUGAACAUUCAGAUUGUAGGUUAACAAUAUUGAGUGUAACUUGUAAUUUGAACAUUUGUGAUUAACUGGCUGAGUUAUAAUGACAGUUUCUAAGAACAUUUUUAAAAGCAUAAAUCUUGCAGUAAUGUUCAAGUGAAAACCAAGUGCAAUAGGCAGUGCUUUUUCUUCUUGUUUCCUUUCUUUGCUUUUUUUUCCAUAUUGAUUCUUCCAUUAGAAAUAUUGAAAACAUUAAAACAGGUCUCCCUCCCUCCUAACUUGUCUAAACUUAAUGUUUUAUGAAUCUUUGAAUAUUAAUGAUAAAUUAAAAAAUGUUUAUUAUAAUUUAAUUGUUUAUAUAUAUAAAGACUAAAACCACUGUUUACUACAACCAUCUUAUUAUUAUUCUUUUUUUCAAAUCAUGAUCAAACUUCUUAAGCUAUUUGAAUAGAUUUCAUUUGACAUUUUAUAGAUUUUUAGAAAUGUUCUCAGAUGUUGUCAGAUAUAUAUUGUUGGAAAGUCAAGUUACACUAUGUUGUAAAUGUGAUAAAACAUCCAAGACAUCUUUGUGAUUUAACAUAUUGAAUUUAUACCAUGUUAUAAUCGGGUUGUUUGUACAGAGUUGUGUAGCUGUACAAAACUUGUAUUUUGCAAUGUUUUUGAAAUGAUUCCAUUAAAUAUAUUUAUUGAUUAUUAAAAAAAUGAUCUACAUUGAUUGAAUUAUAUAUAGUUUAGUGUAUUGAGAAUGUUAUGAGUUGUAAUGCAGCACAUAUUUUUUAAUAUAAAACAGAAAGGAAAUAAACCUUUUAGUGUUGAA